AUGCGUCGCCGCGCGGCGCUCGCGCGGGCGAGUCGGACGUUCGAGGUACGACGAGGGGUUGGCGUCGUCGAGACGGCGAAUGGGGUGACGCUGGAAUCUACGGAUGGUAUCUCUCGCGGUGAGACGGUCGUGAUGGCGCCGUUUGGAUCUUGGGCGACGCGAAGCGCCGCGUUCGCUGAAUCGAAUGGACCGCGCGCGUUCUUGGCGACGUUCGGCGAGCGCACGGUUCGCGAGACGGUCGCGUUGGCGAUGUCCUUGCUCAACGAACGGAAGAACGCCCCGGAUGAUUCGUCGGCGUACGCGCGGACGCUUCCUGAGACAUUCGAUUUCGUCGACGCGUGCCUGACCGAGAGGCACCUCACGGCGUUGGACGGAACGGUAACCGCCGCGAGGUUGAGAAAACGUGGCGAUUUCGUGCGCGCACUCGCCUCGUCGACGGGGUUGAUGGUGAAGGACGUGUCGUGGGCGAUCGGUGCGGUCUCCUCGCACGCGAUGAAGAGUGAAAUCGUACCGUACGCGCUCGUGCCUGGAUGCGACUUGCUCGAUCACUCGACAACACCGAACUGCGUGGUGAGAAGAGACGAGACGACGAACGACGUAUUCUGUGCGUCCACAAGAGACGUGGCCCCGGGUGAGAAGUUGACGAUAAGUUACGGCAAGUCACUUUGCAACGAUAGGGCGCUGCGAAUGUACGGAUUCGCGUCUCGCGAGCUCUACUCAAACGACGCGAGAGUGUUGCCUGGUGGAUUUCGAGGCGUGCAUCCUAGCAACGAGGCGUUCGACGCCUCGGUAGACGAGAGUGAGAAGGUAUUCGGUGGGCGAAAGGCUGCGUUGGACGCCUGGAGAUCGGAGAAGGACACUUUUGAAGACGCCGACGUCGCCGACGGCGACGCAGAGUGGUUUCGAGCCGCGACGACACUGAGACGCGGACAAACAGAAAUUAUCGAAGCGUACAUUCGCGCGCUCGAGUGA
Molecule: messenger RNA, 972 nt
Organism: Ostreococcus tauri
Lineage: Eukaryota; Viridiplantae; Chlorophyta; Mamiellophyceae; Mamiellales; Bathycoccaceae
Product: SET domain
Exons: 1
Coding region: 1-972 (323 amino acids)
Biological process (GO): peptidyl-lysine monomethylation
Molecular function (GO): protein-lysine N-methyltransferase activity; protein binding
Source: RefSeq, a predicted model, not a curated record